Messenger RNA from Zychaea mexicana, 726 nucleotides. RefSeq lists its product as uncharacterized. The record is from RefSeq and is a predicted model, not a curated record. Gene Ontology annotation, cellular component: plasma membrane. The annotation marks the transcript as partial. The transcript has a single exon. NCBI's taxonomy places the organism in Eukaryota, Fungi, Mucoromycota, Mucoromycetes, Mucorales, Lichtheimiaceae.
ACAGUAAUGGGGCACUCUGUAUCCGUUCACGCUGUCGUUUUGUCCAUCAUCCUCUUCGUUGCCGGCGCCUACUUGUGCUUUGUUGGCGGCGUGCACCAACACUUUACCAUGUUCAUCGUCGGCUUCUUGGUAGGCGCAAACGUCGCAUACAUCAUCCUGAGCAACGCCAAACAGGACUACGGCGAGAACACGGAAACGAUUUUGCUUGUUGUAUCGGUGAUUGUGGGUGUACUUGCAGGAGCUAUUUUAUCAUGCUGCUUCUUCUUGGCUGUGUAUUUGCUGGGUGCCCUGUUGGGCUACCUCGUUGCACUGUGGCUGUUGGCUUGGGACGACGGAGGCCUGAUCACAUCCAACUGGGGCCGCGCCAUUCUUAUCGUCUGCUUUGUCGUCGUCGGUAUUGUGUUGGUCGCCUUCUUUGAACGUCCCAUUAUCGUCGUUGCCACUGCAUUCGUCGGCUCGUUCUUGGUGUUCUUUGGCGUCGACUUGUACGUGCAAACCGGUUUUACCGACGCGGUCGCUUCGUUCUUGCAUGCCCGCGAUGCAGAUGUCCUAAUCCAAUCAACGCCUGGUGUCCGUGGUAUGCUGGGCGGUACUCUUGGCCUGACGAUCUUGUCGGUUUUGAUUCAAUGGAUGCUUGUACGCAGACGAAACCAACCCGUGGGUGUUUGGUCGCAACAGUACCCCAUGCGUGGUGGCGGUGGCUACGGCUGGCGCCGCGUGAACUAA